Molecule: messenger RNA, 1741 nt
Organism: Homalodisca vitripennis (glassy-winged sharpshooter)
Lineage: Eukaryota; Metazoa; Arthropoda; Insecta; Hemiptera; Cicadellidae
Product: Golgi pH regulator-like
Biological process (GO): intracellular pH reduction
Cellular component (GO): Golgi cisterna membrane
Molecular function (GO): voltage-gated monoatomic anion channel activity
Source: RefSeq, a predicted model, not a curated record
GUUUACAAAUUAGGAAUGUGUGUCACGAUUUGUUUAUUUUGCGUUUGUUUAUAAAUUUAUACUGUAAUAUUUUUAUUACAUUUUUUAGAUGAUUAUAUUUUUUUAUCAUUUUUAUGCAGAUAUCUAAUAAGUACUUACCAGCAAUGUAUUUUCUGUGCAACAGAUCAACUAAAAAUUAACCUUAAAUUAAAAUUAUAUUCCGAUCAGAUUAUUUUAUUUUUAUAUGUAAUAUAUCAAGGUACAUUAUAAUUACUUCUAUACAUCAUGGGUUUUUUAGAAGACACGCUGAUCAUCAUUAUAUCUCAGGUGUUCUUUUUCCUUGGCGGAUGGGUAUUUUUCGUCCAAAAGCUGUUCAGAGAUUAUGAAGUCCAUCACCGUUUGGUACAGCUAAUAUUUUCUGUGACAUUAUCAUUAUCCUGUACAUUAUUCGAGCUCAUCAUUUUUGAAAUUGUUGGCUACUUGGACUCCAGUUCCAGAUAUUUCCACUGGAAUCUCGCUCUUUACUUGAUCCUCUUCAUGGUGAUUGUGAUUUUACCAUUUUACAUAGGCUACUUCAUCAUGACUAACGUUACAUUUGUGCGACAAAAGCUGGUCCGACCACUCACUGUGAUAAUAUGGUGCGUUUACAUUUACAUAUUCUGGAAACUGGGAGACCCGUUUCCCAUCUUGAGUCCUAAACACGGAAUCCUGUCAAUAGAACAAGGGAUCAGCCGGAUCGGAGUCAUCGGGGUCACUGUCAUGGCAUUACUCUCCGGAUUCGGAGCAGUUAACUAUCCGUACACAUCUAUGGCUUACUUCAUGAGGCCGGUAGCUCCAGCGGAUAUCCAGGCCACGGAGAAACGCCUGAUGCAGACUAUGGACAUGAUCCUAGUGAAGAAGAAGCGGAUAGCUCUGGCCAAGCGAGGGGUGGCGGACACGGGGCAGAAUAAGGCGGCAGUUGGCUCCAGAGGCAUCUGGGACAUGCUGAAAAACGUGGCAGGCUCCAACAACACCGAAAAUGUGUGGCAGCUGCGCCAGGAGGUGUUGGGCCUGGAGGAGCUCAGCAGACAGCUGUUCCUGGAGGCUCACGACAUGCAGAACAUGCGUGAGAGGCUGGACUGGGCGUGCACGUGGCGCGGCAAGUACUUCAACUGCCUCGGCUACUUCUUCUCUCUCUACUGCAUGUGGAAGAUAUUUAUCUCCACAGUAAACAUAGUGUUCGACAGAGUCGGCAAGAAGGAUCCAGUGACGAGGGGGAUGGAAAUUGCAGUUCAUUGGAUCGGAAUCAACAUAGAUGUUGCCUUCUGGUCACAACACAUUUCGUUCUUCUUGGUCGGUUGUAUCGUCGUAACGUCCAUCAGGGGUUUGCUCCUGACUCUUACCAAGUUUUUCUACGCCAUUUCGAGCAGUAAAUCAUCAAACAUCAUUGUCUUGAUUCUUGCACAAAUAAUGGGAAUGCACUUUGUAUCAUCAGUCCUAUUGAUGCGAAUGAAUAUGCCUCCGGAGUACAGAAUAAUUAUAACCCAAGUGUUGGGCGACUUACAGUUCAACUUCUACCACAGAUGGUUUGACGUCAUAUUUCUAGUCAGUGCGCUUUCUUCAAUAGGGUUUUUAUAUUUGGCACACAAACAAGGCCCAACUGCUGAUAAAUGUUGAAAAGGUCUUUCUUCUCAUGAAGUGUAUUUUAUAUCCUUUUUUUGUUUUUAUCUGUCUUGUACAUUAUAUAUUUAUUAUUUAUUUAUAUUAAACAUAUACAAUGUGA